This is a messenger RNA of Branchiostoma floridae (Florida lancelet), 747 nucleotides long. RefSeq names its product pre-mRNA-splicing factor 38B-like. The coding region runs from base 1 to 747 and encodes 248 amino acids. The transcript has 3 exons. The record is from RefSeq and is a predicted model, not a curated record. NCBI's taxonomy places the organism in Eukaryota, Metazoa, Chordata, Leptocardii, Amphioxiformes, Branchiostomatidae.
AUGUCGUCAGACAGACAGGAAGCCAAACAGACAGGAGACGAGGAGCCAGACAGACAGGAAGCCAGACACACAGGGUUCCAAGCGGACAGGGAGUCAAACAAGGAGUCGAAAAGUGGGCUAGACAGGGAGCUAGACAGGUUGUCAGAGAGACGGGGAGGCAGACAGACAGGGAGCCAUAGACAGGGUGACAGACGGUGGGCCAUACAGACAGGGACCGAGACAGGCAGUGAGUCAACAGACAGGGAGCCAGACAGACAGGGAGCCAGACAGGCAGGGUGUCAGAAAGACAGGGAAUCAGCCAGACAGGGUGCCAGGCAGACAGGGAAUCAGUCAGACAGGGAAACAGACAGACAGGGAGUUAGACAAACAGGUAGGGAGACAGACAUGAAGCCAGACAGACAUGAUGCCAGGCAGACAGACAAGGAGCCGAACGGCACCAGACAGACAGGGAGCCAGACAGACAGGUUUCCAAGCAGACAGGGAGCCAGACAGACAGGGUGCCAGACAGACGGGGAGCCAUACAGACAGGGAACAGACAGGGAUUCGGACAGACAGGGAAUCAGACAGGAUUGUAGACAGACAGGGUUGCAGACAAACAGGGAAGCAGUCAGGGAAGCAGACAGAUAUGGAAACAGACAGAUAGGGUUGCACACAGAUACGGAAGCAGACAGGGAAGCAGACAGAUAUGGAAGCAGGCAGACAUCGAAGCAGACAGACAGGGUGGUGGACAGACAGGGAAGCAGAUAG